CAGUCUCAAAUUUAAGCAAAGCCCAUCAAAAGCAAAACAAACUUUAGGCAACUUUCUCCGCAGAGGAUUUGCGUUCUUUACUACAACCUUAUUUGUGUACGACUCCGACUGCUGUUCAAUUUGUUAGGUAAAACCCUCCUUGCAACAUCAACGGAAUAACUGAGGGUUUGUCUGAGACGAGAGCUGAAAUUGGAUUUCAAGGUAAAAACUACUAACUUUCACCGUUCAGCAAUCGUUGGCAACGAGACCAAACCUGGCUUCGGAUAUUUGGAAUCGCUUGUUCCCUCCACAAACACGAACCAGAAGGUCGUCUAUUGGACUUUCAAUUUCUCAAUUGGGUUUGUUCGGUCGGCGGACUUAUCCUGCAAUGGAUUUGAACUUCUUCAAGUUUUGUUCAGGCCUCAAAUUUCUCGGCUACUUCAUGAUCCUUUUUGUCGCCGCUAUUAUAUUCGUUUCAUAUUACGCCGUUGUUGUUCUCACUUGGGCCCCACACCUGCUACAAGGUGGCUUCACAUCCUUUCUAUCAUUCAUCAUAAUCGCUGUAUUUCAUGUCCUGCUUGUAUUGUUAUCUUGGAGCUAUUAUAUGGUAGUCUUUCGGGACCCUGGUUCUGUUCCCCCAAACUGGAAACCGGUAUUAGAGGAGGGUGGUCCUAGGUCGUCAUUACCAGAUUAUGUUGCACCUGAGAACUCCACUUCUACUUGGUCUUCUUCAGAUGGGCUGGAAAGAAGACCAGCAGUAGGAUACUGCAGUCAAUGUCAAAAUGGCAAGCCACCACGUUGCCAUCAUUGCUCUGUUUGUUUCACAGAUGCUGACUGGGCUGGUUCUCCCUCAGAUAGGAAAUCUACUACAGGCUAUUGUACACUUGUUGGUGGAAACCUUGUUACAUGGAAAAGUAAGAAGCAAACAGUUGUAGCACGGUCUAGCGCUGAAGCAGAAUACAGGGCGAUGGCCCAUACCUCUAGCCAAAGAUGUGUUCUUAAGAUGGAUCACCAUUGCAUUUGGGUGGUGAAUUGUGUUGGAGCAUGCAACUACAAAUUCUUUCUCCUUUUUCUGUUGUAUACAUUUCUGGAGACGACAUUGGAUACUCUUGUGUUGCUGCCUAGUUUCAUAAAAUUCUUUAGAGAGGCCAAGAAUCAUUCCAACUCACCAGGCAAUCUUGCGAUCACUUUUCUGGCUUUUGUUUUAAAUUUAGCUUUUGCUCUGAGUCUUCUUUGUUUCAUAAUUAUGCAUGCAUCUCUUCUGUCAAGCAACACCACUUCAGUAGAGGUUUAUGAGAAGAAAAGAGCUGUCAGGUGGAAGUAUGACUUGGGCAGGAAGAAAAACUUUGAGGAGGUUUUUGGCACUCAAAAGGCAUUAUGGUUCUUCCCAUUGUUUUCCAAAGAAGAUAUGGUAAACAUACCUGCUCUUCGGGGCCUAGAUUUUCCGACAUGUUCAGAUGUUGAGGUGUGAGGCACAACACCGUGCUCUAGUGACUAGAGAACGGCUACCAGCGUAUCAUUAUGUGUCCACUUAAUAUGCAUUAAACAUUAGGUUCUGAAAAGUUGUGUUUCCCAAUCAAAUCUUGUUUGUAACUUGCGAAGUGAUGUACAUAUUUUUUGGCUUGGAAUUAUCUUUGUGUUUGCUGGAUGAUUAUUUCAGAAGGUGACCAUUUUUUACUUCAUGGGUGCACCAGAGUCAUUGUGGGCUAGAAUGAAUGUGGUAGGCGGUUUAGAUAUUUUCUAUAUAACUGGAGGAGAUUUUAGGAUGGUUUGCUAACUGUUGGGAUGUAGGGAAUGAAUUAAAAUUGUCUAGGAAGGUUAGGAUCAUUCCAUCAGCAGUUUGGGAGUUGUCAUCUCCUUGAACUUUUGUAUGUCUUAGGAGUGAGAAACUUGAAAGGGCUAGGAUAAGAGCAAGGACUUAUAUCUCUUGAUCUUUGGAAUCAUAUGAUUCCAAAGAUAAGAACUUGUCAGAGAUAUAAUCGGGUUACUUUCAUAUGAGAAGAGGCAAGAACUGUGCUUGAGAAAACAUUUGAGUGCAAACUGAUGUAAUCUUUAGAGCAUGUACAAUCGAGUCGUCCAUCAUGGACAAUGGUUAGAGAGCCUUUUAGAGCACCCAUAGCCUAUGAAGUAUGAACAACAGAAAGAUAAGACUACUUUUGUGCGUAUUUUGUUUUUCAAUUUCAGAAGCAGUAGUGCAUCACAAGUAAAAUCUGAGACUGACCUGAUAUAUAAAAUUUUAACUGGAAAACCAAUAGAAAGAAACAGAAAAAGAAAAUGCAUAUAUAUAUAUAUGUAUAUGCUGGGAACUUGAUCUUUGGAAUCAUAUCUCUGACACUGCGUGGUGAGGUGACUUAUCUUGUGAAACAGCAGAAGGUUGAUUGAAGCACCAAAUAUCGGAGAAGAAGGCGGAAGACCAAGAAAUGAGCGGUGUAACUAAGAGAAUGAGACCAAAAGGCACCAUCCACAGCUGACUAUAAGUGGGAUGAUACUUUAAUUCCCACCAGCCCAACAUCAGCCCACCUGCCAUGCUUAUUAUAAAUGGAGCCAAGCAAGCUAUGCAUGCCUUCAAAGUCUUCCCAAAUAUUUGGUACGUUAAGUCUCUCUCUUCCUUGUAUGAUCCCAUCAAACAGAUCUUUGAAAAAUAAAUAGAUAAAUAUAAAUAAAAGAUGAACGUAUACCUGAUCAAUUGUCAUAGAAUUGAACCAUCUGCAAUAUAACGCACUUCAUUCAUAAAGUGUUAAUAAGUACAAGAACAAGAGUGUGAAGUGUUUUGAGGGGCUAAGAUGGCACGAGUGCCGUAAGUACUCGGGCCUGCAAGUCAUACAAGUAACUCCGAUUGGGCUUCCACCAAACUUGCCUUUUUAUCAAAGUUGUUAGUAGAAAACAAUAAGACAUUGCCUUUUUAUAAAGAAAAUAUAUAUGAUUGAUUAAGUACGUCUCUCAGUUUUUAACACUAGCCAUUGAUGGAGCUGUCUGGGCCCGCGUAGAUUUGAUUUGUUUAGUAUAGUUGUCUACUGCCUUUCUUCAUAGGACAUGUGGCCUGUUAACAAUGGUUACGUACUUUUAAUUUUAAAGGAAAGAAAAGGAAAAGAACAAAAUGAAAAGAUAUACAAGUUUUUUUUUUUUUAAUACACAGAGCUAGGUUGCAGCAAACCAAUACUUUUGGAACCAGGCAGGACUUUGGGCCUUGGGUCCUGUAUGGAUCCUAUGAGCAUUAAUAGAAAAUUAAAGAAGUAAAUCGGAGUUGAUAAAUGAAGUGGAGGGGUGAGUUCGAACGGAUGAGAUUUAGUAAUGUAAUCUGAAAAUAAAUUGUUGGUUCCAAUUUUUUUUUUUUUUUUUUUUUUUUUUU
This is a messenger RNA of Cornus florida, 3328 nucleotides long. RefSeq names its product probable protein S-acyltransferase 12. Gene Ontology annotation, biological process: protein targeting to membrane; peptidyl-L-cysteine S-palmitoylation. NCBI's taxonomy places the organism in Eukaryota, Viridiplantae, Streptophyta, Magnoliopsida, Cornales, Cornaceae. Gene Ontology annotation, molecular function: protein-cysteine S-palmitoyltransferase activity. Gene Ontology annotation, cellular component: endoplasmic reticulum; Golgi apparatus. Bases 368 to 1450 code for a protein of 360 amino acids. The record is from RefSeq and is a predicted model, not a curated record. The transcript is spliced from 8 exons.